Sardina pilchardus (European sardine) is the source of this 1286-nucleotide messenger RNA. Its product is annotated as membrane-spanning 4-domains subfamily A member 5-like. NCBI's taxonomy places the organism in Eukaryota, Metazoa, Chordata, Actinopteri, Clupeiformes, Clupeidae. The record is from RefSeq and is a predicted model, not a curated record. Gene Ontology annotation, cellular component: membrane. The transcript has 7 exons. Bases 1 to 780 code for a protein of 259 amino acids.
AUGUCCACCAGUGUCGCCUCUGGUAAUGGCUUAGUGGUCGUCACGCAUGUGUACCGAGAAGAUGAUGUCUCGAAGGGAGAUGCGCCACCAAAUGUGGUUGUUCCACCCGUUUCCCCAUGGCUGGGAAAUGGCGCUCCACGGGCAGUUCAACCAAAUAAUGUUGCUAUUGCACCAUUCAUCAAUGUGUUAGAACCACUUGUGAGAAGAGACCAGACAACUGUGGGGACGGUUCAGCUGCUGAUUGGCGUGAUUGCAUUUUUGUUCGGUAUUGUGACAGUUAUUGAUCACAUUACUGUAUCAGCAACAAGUGGCAUCAUGUUCUGGGGCUCAAUUGUUCAUGUCAUUGCAGGCUAUCUCACUGUUUUUAAUGCCAAAAACAACUCCAGUCAGAGAUGGGACACAGCCUUGCUGAUGAUGAAUAUCCUCAGCUCCAUAACUGCAACAAUCGCCAUAGUUCUGUACUGCGUGGAUUUCAACAUUCGUUACUACUACUACUACGAUAGGACCUCUAUCCAUGGGAUUUCUGGGGUGAUGUUAGUGCUGUCUCUGUUGGAGUUAGUUCUCUCGGCUGCAGUAUCAAUUAUUACUUACAAAGCCAUUUCAUCGUCUACCCCAGGGAUGGUGCACAACACUUCAAGUCAACAGGCCCCGUAUUUGCCCCCAUCAUAUGAAACCGUUACUGAUACUGUGAACACAUCUGAGACAAGGUUUUUCCCAUCUACUGUUUCUUCCUCACGUCAUGGCAGCAGUGACAAACCUGAAGAUCUACCCUCUACUUAAUAGCAGGAUCACGUACUGUAACUGAAGCAUCUGUGGUUUAUGAAGCCGACUUUUCAAAACCCAUGCAUUUCAAUUACGUACACUUUCCAUCCAAUUUGAUCACACAAAUCUGAUGUCAUUUUUGAAGUUGAAGUUAUGUUUUUCCUGUAUGUUCACUGAACGUGAAUAAAUUGAAUAAGUCUUAUAAAAGUCUUUCGCAAAUAUUACAAGUGGCAGCAGUGGCAACUAAUCUGCUUCCUCAAUAUGUUUGUGUGAUUAUAACAAUGUCAUUCUGAUUUAUUUGUAUCUUUGUUGGCUUUACAUACCAGGUGCAUGAGGAAUGCAGUAAUGCUAACAUGUAAACACAACAUCUCCAUGAGUGCAGGAGAUACAUCAGUGUGCAUAUACAUUAUCACAAAAUCGCUAUAUGAAGAGUAUGAAUAUCACUAUUAAAUGGAUUCUGCAUGCAGGUCUCCCUUAAGGCUUUGCUCAAAUCUGUAUUUAUCUACAGUUAUUGCUGUAGCCUA